CCAGCCUCAUCUGGGUAGCUUUAGGCGACUUUUGGUUUCAUAUCUGUCGUAACCCCGCCUGUAAUAAGCUAGGAAUAGACUUGCCCACGUCAGCAACGCGUUGAAUGGCUGUCUCCAACCGAGUGAGCAAUUACCCAAUGCAAUGAGCCUCAAAAAGCCCUCAUACAGAUACAAUCGCCGAUCUGAAUGCUUCACGAGCAUCGCUGUGGUCAUGCAAAUGGCAGAUGAGACACCCAAAAUCACGUCCAUGGUCCGCCAGUACAGUCUUGAGGUGGAGAAAGCAGAACCAGACGAUUCACUUUCUCAAGCCUUAGGGGCAGUAGUGAGGAAGCACGAUGACGAAGAACCAAGAUUCAAGCAGCAAGCUAUUGAAUGGAACAAGUGGCUCCAGUUUGGGGAGAGCCAAAGUGACGAUGUCCUCGGCCCGUUGGAGAAUCAGCGCAAAGAAUUAGUAGAAACGUGGCAAAACUUUCAACACCUCUUUCAUGAUGACCAAGAGUCUAUUCGGCCGGCCAACAGCAUUCCCACGAUCGAGACCCUACGCAGGGCAAUUGAACAAUCUCAAGAUGCAUGGCUUGCCAAGAAAACCAAGGGAUUCGGGAAAGCAAAGGAUCGGUUUUUCGAUUUCUUGGACACGAUGAAUGAUCAUUCAUACCUCUUCAACGUUAUUCCCAGUGGGGAUAAGUACAUUUCAUUGAUCACUGGGGUCGUGUCUUCAGUUGUCACGGCCUCUACAAACUACAAGAAAAUCGCCGAAGGGUUCUCCAUGGCUCUUAUCGACAUCUCAAGUGACCUGCACUUUGUUACCAAGAGUGUUGAGAUUGCAGACAGUCAAGAAAUGAGAAGGCUUGUGGUCGAGCUCUAUGUAGGAGUCUUCAAAUUGCUCUGCCACACCAUGGAUUGGUUCAAACGGAAGAAGAACCGGUUUCUUUCAGCUCUGAAUAAGAACUUUUACGACGAAACAGUCCAGGGACUGGUGCGGGGAAUACAAAAAACAGUCCAGAGAGUAAGAGACGAAUCCCAGUUCAUUGCAAACGGUCGGGUUGAACGGAUUGAGGGCAUGGUCAGUCAUGCUCUCUCUCUCCGAAUGGUGGGGAGCGAAAGUCGCAACGACGAUAUCGAAACAACCCAGCGAAAACUCGCAUUUGCCAAAGAGAGUUUGGGUUAUUCAUCAGUUCGGACUUUGGUAUCUGUCGAGGAGCAGCUGGUACAUGACCAUCGCUUAGAAAAGCGGACUCCCGACGCAGUCCAACGGUCCAAAGUCACCACGUCAAAUGAAGCGGACAUUUUUAAUGAGGAAGAUUCGGUUUCUGAAGACGACUCUGAUGAGCUGUGUUCCCGACAUGAGAUUGAACAACUCUCGAAGUUAAUCGCCAUCUACCUUGAAGACGGCCGAGAAGAUAUUUCGCGUGUGAUGGCAUCUCCAUCGUCUAGUAUCCCAGAGGAGGUUAUGAUGCAGAUGCAGAUAUGGAUCCAGGCUCCAAAGUCAAAGAUGCUUUGGGUUGGAGGUGUCCCGGUAGCACCAUACGGGUCUGGUCUCUCCCAAGCAGCGAUGCGCCUCAGCACUGUGAGCAUGGAGGCAGGUCUACCAUGCGUGUCCUUCUAUUGCAAGCCACGCUAUGCUUUCGCCAAGACAUCCCAUGUUUCUGGAAGACAGGCCGGCCUGAUAGCGCUGCUGUAUUCUGUUAUCACGCAGUUGACGUACCUCCUGCCGGCCACGUUUCCUGCGACCAAAGAUCUCGACGGUGAUCAAUUCCGCCUUCUUGAUGGGAGCAUGGAGAGUGUUUCUGUUGCUUUGCGGAUCAUCCGAGCUCUCCUAAGUCAUGCCCCGCCGUCGCUAAUUUGGGUCCUUGACGGUCUCCAACUGGCUGAGGAUCAGGCAACCCUUCCUUAUCUGAAGGCUUUGAUGGAAAUUCUUCGAGAACAAGAAGACCAGCGCGUAUCCAAAGUCUGCUUCACUACCGAUGGGAACAGUCGUGCUUUGACGUCGAGCAUGCGUGCUCAUGAACGUGUCGACGCCUCGAGGAUGGCACAUCGUGUUCCAGGACGUCCGUCGAUCGGAGGGAGGAAUAUCAGUGAACUUGGGGGUGCUAUGCGGAGAGGGAUUUGAAGAGAUGACGAUACCUCAUUCUCACCAACGACUGGGAAUAGAUGCAGGUAUCUGUUCAAUAUUGAUGAUUCCGGGAGGGAAUGCAAUUUCGUCGUCUUAGGUUAUGAGAGGGAAUAAGCCAGAUCUGUUUAGAACUUUCCAUGCGCCAAACUUGUUAGAGAGUGAUGAGAGCUGGUACAAUUUGGGCAGGCUAUAAGACAAGAGAAGAAUUAUAUUUCAGCUUAAUAAUUACAUUGUUGGACAUGAGA
Ilyonectria robusta is the source of this 2358-nucleotide messenger RNA. RefSeq lists its product as uncharacterized. The record is from RefSeq and is a predicted model, not a curated record. The transcript has 5 exons. NCBI's taxonomy places the organism in Eukaryota, Fungi, Ascomycota, Sordariomycetes, Hypocreales, Nectriaceae. Bases 143 to 2110 code for a protein of 655 amino acids.